This is a messenger RNA of Rotaria socialis, 345 nucleotides long. Lineage: Eukaryota; Metazoa; Rotifera; Eurotatoria; Philodinida; Philodinidae. The record is from the annotation of a GenBank genome assembly.
AUGGCUGUCGCUCUUCAAUCAUCUGCAUCAAAUAACACAACAUUGAAUACACGACACUACUACAACAAUCUUGAAACAUAUUCUCUACUUUGGCUUGGCGCUUCGGUCAACUCUCAAGAAAAUAUUGAUGCACAACAAAAACUGCGAUCAUCAAUCAAUCACUUGGAAUCAUUCAAGCAAAGUGAUCAAUGUGAAAAAUAUAUUCGAUCACUUUCUUCACCAGAUCGGAUUAUCUUAAUCGUUCGAGAUCGAUUAGGUCAAAAACUGGUACCUCGAAUUCAUCAACUUCGACAAAUUUUUUCGAUUCAUGUGUAUGGUAUACGCAAACAGAAAAAUCAAUGUUAG